AGUUUUCUCUCAUGCACACUGGCAGGAGCUUUGGUGUGGUAGAGGAUAAUGUUUGUUGAGCGUGUUUUGCUGGCAUAUAUUAGGUGAAAUGGAGCCUAGUCCAGAUCAAUAUACAGCUCCACAGAGAAGAAUCUCAUUACGUGUUAACCUUUGCGAUAAAAAAGGACACAAAUCCAAAGUCCUUGUAAAUCCUACUCAACGGACAACAUUUUGCUGCUGCCUUCUUUGGCAGUCCCUUGGGUUAAAGAUGACCUGCAUCAUGUGGAUUGUUUAUACCCCUCCAGCAUUUUGUGUGUGUGUGUUGUCAGCAUCUGCAGAAUCUCUUGUGAAUCGGACAUUUGGCAUCUGAAUGGUCCAAUCCAAUGCAAUCCUGCUGGUUCAGAAGAGGCCGAUGAGACUGUUGUGGGGAUUGUAGUGUUGGCCACCAAAGCAUUGAUCCUUAAUGAGGUGGGUGGUUGGGUAGGUGGUGUGUGCUCCUUCUGUCCUUUAAUGGUCUCAUUAGAGGUGCUGAGGCCAAUGUGGGGCCCACAGAUACUGCUACAGGUGGGCCCAUAAGUGCAAGGGGCAACUUCGGAAGUGCUGCACUUAAUCUGCCUUUCAGGCUGCCCUCCGUGCUCCUGGCAGAGGGGCACAUUGUGCUUCCUCAAUAUUCUUCAUCCACCUGGAAAGGGCAUAAGCUGGGGACUAAAUUGGUGAGGAUGUUACAUUCUCGCAAGGGUGCGCUGUGAAUGACCUGGAAAUGUUUUCCAUGUUAUUCUGGGAAUCUCCAGCUGUGAGGAAGCGAGGAGUGAAGAGCUGUUGUAGCAGUUUGGCAGGCCACGUCUAUGGAAGGAGAUAAACAGCUGAUGUUUCUGACUGAGACCCUUCAUCAGGGAUGGAAAAGGACAGGGGCAAAAUGUCAAUUGUUUAUUCCCUCCAUAGAUGCUACAUGACGUGCUGAGUUCCUCCAGCAGAGGUGACUGAGAUGAAUGAUAGCUGCCGUACAUGAGAUGCCGGCCUGAACAUCCGCUACAUUUACAUAGGCGAUUAAAGAUUAGUUUCAUUUCUCACAUCUACAUCAAAACAUCGAAACGUACAGUGAAAUGCGUUAUUUGUAUCAAUGACCGACAAUCUGAAGAUUGUGCAGGAGGCAGGCCGAAAAUGUUGCCACACUUCUGGUGCUAACAUAUGUUGUGCUCAGCUAACCCUAACCAUACAUCUUUGGGACGUGGAAGAAAACCAAAGCAUCAGGGGAAAACCCACGUGGUUACAAGGAGAACAUAGAAACUCCUUUGUAUGUCAGUCGGUGAUCGCUGACACUGUGCUAAUUGCACAGGGAAUACUGUGGCUUCUCGAGAAUGCCUUUAAAGGGUUUGGCCUGAAGUUGAGCUGCAUCGCCUGUUGGACACUCCUGGGGCCUUCAGGGGAGGCUGCAUCUAUCGGGAUUCAUCCACAGUGACAGUGGCUUAAUGCACUCCUGCCACCAGUAGUUUAAAUUGUUUAUUAGAUUUGUUACUUUGGAAAUCUGGCUGGUGAGCCAGGAAUGGUUGGAACGUUGUCCUGGCUGGACUAUGUUCACGAAUGCCCAUUCUGUGACUUGAUUUGUUAGGGUGAAUGGUACUGACCCUGAGGGAGGUCAGAAGGGUGAGUUGUAUCUCAAGGCCUGAUGGACUCUAGCAGCCUGUCCAGAGUAAGUAUAAGUGAGCUUAAUUGCAGACAAGUUUAGGCUCCCCUCCCACCACUGGAUGUUGAUGCCCAAUUGGUUCACAAUUGGUCAUACCCCAGUUUCUUCCUGGUUGUGUUCUCUGUCUUUCUGAAUAAGGACUUUACUUUUGGUUAGCACACAUGCCAUAGAGGAAUAUAGCAUUAAAUAAACUCACUACAUCUACGCUGACAUUCAUGCCUACCUAUACCAAUCCCUUUUUCCUGCAUUAUUUCCAUAUCCCUCCUUGCCCUGCUCAUUCAAGUACCUGUCUAGGUGCCUCUUAAAUGUUGUUACUUUUCAUGCCAUUGCCACUUUUCUCCUCCCAGAUUCCUUUUAAACUUCACCCCCUCUCACCUUAAACCUAUUUCGUAUUGGAAUUGGUUUAUGGUGGUAGAGGUAAUGCAGCCAGCAUAAUCAAAGACCUCACCUACCCUGAACAUUUGAGUUUUUCGAAGAGGUUACUAGGAAAAUAGAUGAAGGGAAGGCAGUGGAUGUUGUCUACAUGGACUUCAGUAAAGCCUUUGAUAAGGUCCCACAUGGGAGGUUAGUCAUGAAGAUUCAGUCGCUAGGUAUACAUGGAGAGGUAGUGAAUUAGAUUAGACAUUGACUCAAUGGGAGAAGUCAGAGAGUGGUAGUGGAGAAUUGCUUCUCUGAGUGGAGGCCUGUGACUAGUGAGCCACAGGAAUCAGAGCUGGGUCCACUGUGAUUUGUCAUCUAUAUCAAUGAUCUGGAUGAUAAUGUGGUAAAUUGGAUCAGCAAAUUUGCUGAUGAUACAAAAGUUGGAGGUGUAGUGGACAGUGAGGAAGGUUUUCAAAGCUUGCAGAGCGAUUUGGACCAGCUGGAAAAAUGGCAGAUGGUGUUUAAUACUGACAAGUGUGAGGUAUUGCACUUUGGAAGGACAAACCAAGGUAGAACACACAAGGUAAAUGGUAGGACACUGAGGAAUGCAGUAGAACAGAGGGAUCUGGGAAUACAGAUACAUAAUUCCCUAAAAGUGGCAUCACAGGUAGAUAGGGUCGUAAAGAGAGCUUUUGGUACAUUGGGCUUUAUAAAUCAAAGUAUUGAGUAUAAGAGUUGGAAUGCUAUGGUGAAGUUGUAUAAGGCAUUGGUGAGGUCAAAUUUGGAGUAUUGUGUGCAGUUUUGAUCACCUAAUUACAGGAAGAAUAUUAAUAAGGUUGAAAGAGUGCGGAAAAGGUUUACAAGGAUGUUGCCAGGACUUGAGAAACUGAAUUACAGAAAAAAGUUGAAUAGGUUAGGACUUUAUUCCUUGGAGCGUAGGAGAAUGAGGGGCGAUUUGAUAGAGGUGUAUAAAAUUAUGAUGGGUAUAGAUAGAGUGAAUGCAAGCAGGCUUUUUCCACUGAGGCUAGGGGAGAAAAAAACCAGAGGACAUGGGUUAAGGUUGAAGGGGGAAAAGUUUAAAGGGAACAUUAGGGGGGGGCUUCUUCACACAGAGAGUGGUGGGAGUGUGGAAUGAGCUAACAGAUGAAGUUGUAAAUGCGGGCUCACUUUUGACAUUUAAGAAAAACUUGGACAGGUACUUAGAUGAGAGGGGCAUGGAGGGAUAUUAUCCAGGUGCAGGUCGGUGGGAUUAGGCAGAAAAAUGGUUCGGCACAGCCAAGAAGGGCCAAAAGGCCUGUUUCUGUGCUGUAAUGUUCUACGGUUCCUCUCCUUUAGUUUUGGGCACCCCUAUCAUGGCAAACUUUCAUGGCCUCUCAUAUUUUUACAUAAGUAUGUCAGUUCUCAUCCUCCUUUGCUCCAGGGAAAGCCUGUCCCUCUGAUCAAAUGUUUCCUGUGUCUCAAACACUUUUCUCCAUAGGCUUGGGCAUCUUCUCCCACUCUCAUUCUACAUGCCCGUGGUGUGACUGCUAUAUGAUAUACCAUUGUUUGGGCUUAUUCUGGGGUUAAGGAAAUAUUAAUUUCAAUAGCAACCAGUCUUCUGAUCUGAAUGUGAACUGUAGGUUGAAUAUAAAAUGAAGCUUGGAACAAUGGUCUUCCUGGAGCUGCAGACGUGGGUUGAUUGCACCUGAGAAAUCUGCAUAUACAUGAAUGCAGCUCAGAGACAGCGUGAUUAACUCUCAUAUUGGGUGUGUUAGGUGUUUCAAAAUUAAGCGCAACCCAAAGGAAGCACUAUGAAUGCAUUGUAACUAUAUAACUUGCCCUGUUGUUACCUUUCUUCUUUAACAAAUAAAAAUGUGAUGUAAUGUUGGGUCAGGGGCACUCUUCCAAGUGUGUGUUGAAUAUAAGGUCUGCUUGUUUUGUUAAAUAAAGAAUUUUGUAUCACCAGCUUCAGUCUCUCUCUCUGAUUACCUUGUUCACAGUAUUGACAAGCUUGACCAGAAAACUCAUAUUCUAGGAAUGGAAAGACAUUGGCCAUUUCUCCUGAAUGUCAGCCAUAUUUUGUACAUGGCGGGGUGGCAUGGUAGCACAGUGGUUACUGAAUUGUGACUAGUGACCAGGGUUCAAUUCCUGCCAUUGUCUGUAAGUUUGUUCGUUCUCCCUAUGAACGUGUGAUUUUUUUGAGAGUGCUCCAGUUUCCUUCCACAUCUCAAAGAAAUAUGAUUUAGUAGGUUAAAUGGUCACAAGGGUGUAAUAGGACAGUACAGGCCUGUUGUGCUGGAAGGAUUUAUUAGCUUGCUGUAUCUAUAGAUUUAAAAAAAAGUAAAAUAAAUGCUCGUUAGCUCUUUCCCUGACUUUCCCCUCCUCCUACCUCACUCAAUUACACAUUGAUGCAGUCUUUCAUCAGUAGUGUGACUGUGGGGCCAACUAACAUAGGCACCAGGAAUCAUACUGAAUACCAUUCAAAGCAACAAACACAAAAUUCUGAAGGAACUCAGCAGAUCAGACAGUAUCCAUGGAGAAGACUAAACGGCGGAUCUAACGGGCUGAGGCCUUUCAUCAGGACUGGAAAGGAUGGGGUCAGAAGCCAGAAAAAGAAGGUGGGGAGAGGAGAAGGAGUACAAGCUGGCAGGUGAUAGGUGAAACCAAGUGAGGGAAAAAGUGUGUGGGCAGGGGAGGGGGAUGAAGUAAGAAGUUGGGAAAUGAUAGGUGGAAGAGGUAAACAGCUGAAGACGAAGAAAUCUGAUAGGAGAGGACAACAGACUGUGGAUAAAAGGAAAGGAAGGGCAUCAGGGUGAAGUUAUGGAUACGUGAGGAGAACAGAAGGGGAAGAGGGGAGCAGAAUAGGGAAUGGAAAAUAGAGAAGAAGAAACGGGGGAGAGAGAUUACUGGAAGCUGGAGAAAUUGAUGUUCAUGCCAUCAGGUUGGAGGCUACCCAACUCAUCUGGCAUUAGAGGAGGCCAUGAACACCAUUCACUGACUGUGGCACAUUUAACAAGACUGAGAACUAUUAUUUGGAUUAUCUGAUACGGUUACCAGUAUGUUAUUGGGUGUCACUCUGGGUGAUGAACUAGUUUAGUCGAAGAUUGAACCCAGCUGAGAUUCCAUUUCCAUUGAAUCCAAUUCACUUUUAAAAAUAUAUUCAGUUAAUUCUUUGAGCUUCACAUUUAACAGGAAACCUGAGUAGCUUUGUCAUCUCUAGGUACUUCAGGUAUAUCAUUGGGAUAUUUUGGAAACGUGGGAGUUUUCACUACCACUGAAGGUGAAAUCAAAUCAGGGCAAACAUUACCCAGUGUACAGCACUAAUGUAGAUAAUAUAUGUUUACUGUCUGGCAUAACAUUUUAAAUUACUGGAAGCUAAAAUGAUGCUAAACUGGAGUUCGUGGUUCAAAAUGAUCACACUUUAUUUGAUUCACUUAGCAUCAGAUUAUCUUGAAGAACAAAUUUGGCCCAUAAUUGAAUUUUCAAAUGAAAUCAGAAGAACUGUAGGAUACUUCUUUAAUAUCAAAAGUAUCACUGAUUUGGUCCAUUAAAUUUGCUCAGCAGAACACCUGAAAAAUAAUUUGGCUUGUCUUCAUCGUAACUGUUUAUUUUUUAUUUAAAUUGAUGUGGAAUAAUCCAUUAAAGCCAAACUGUGUGACGAAGCUGACUCUCAGUAAUUCAGUCUUACUCUUCAGUAUAUGUAAUCACUGUGGAAUUAGUUCCAUACAGAGCAGUCCUGAUCUCUCAUUCAAGCCCCAAUUCUAUGUGCUUGAUUCACAUUUCAAAGUGUUUCCCUCAUAGGUUUGCUCUUGCUUGGCUUGUAACAAUAAUGCCAUGUGCUUUGAACUUUGCUGCCAACCUGUCCUGGCUUUUUCCGGAGGUGGACACUCUGCUCCUUCGGGUGGAGGCAGCUGCUCACGCUGGGUUCCAGGCAGUGGAGGUGGCGUGGCCUUAUAAUACUGAAGCAACAGAGCUGAAGGCAGCGUUGGAGAAAAAUGGACUGGAGAUGGUACUGAUUAAUACCCCACCAGGAAAUAAAGAAAGAGGAGAACUUGGACUUGGAGCUGAUCCACAGCGACAGGCUGAAUUCCGCAGAGGACUCGGUCUAGCAGUGCAAUAUGCUAAAACUGUGAACUGCAAGCGGAUCCAUUUGAUGGCUGGACGCAUUCCAAUGGGCUUAGACAGAUCAGCUGAUUCCUCAAAGAUGGAAGCCACAUUUAUUGAAAAUCUGAAAUAUGCCACAGACAUCCUUUCAAUGGAGGGAAUGGUGGGGUUGAUUGAACCUAUUAACACGCGAAUCACGGAUCCCAACUACUUCCUGAGUACACCGCAACAUGCUGUGGAGAUCCUCCGGCAGGUGGACCGGCCUAACCUGAAACUGCAGCUGGAUGUGUUUCACUGGCAGAUUAUGGAUGGGAAUCUGACUCAGAACAUCACCAACUACUUCCCUCACAUAGGACACAUCCAAGUCGCACAGGUCCCCAGCCGGAAUGAACCAGAUAGUCCUGGAGAGAUCAACUAUCAAUACAUCUUCAACCUGCUGGAAAAAUUAGGAUACAAAGAUUAUAUAGGUUGCGAGUAUACUCCAAAAGGCAACACAGUACAUGGUCUUGGAUGGUUGAAGACCCAGUGGAGAGUAAAUUGAUGGGUCUUCCUGAAUGUUAUCGAUGGGGGUGAAGAAUUAAUGGUUAACCUUCUGGAAUAAGCUUAAUUUGUUUGCAGUCAUUUUGUAAUUCAUCCAAAUAUACAGCUGACAACAGCAAGUUCAUUUGAGGAAUUGUUCACUAAAUAAUCUUGAGAACGGCAAAAUGAGCUAGAAUUCAUCCAGAUGUAGAACAAAAAUGGCAGCCUGGAUCAUAUGAAAUCUAGCUUAAUCAGAAGAAGCUAUAUGGGAAGAUUUUGUGAUUAUUAUUGAUAAUCAAAUGAAACUUUGCAAUAUUCAUUUGCCUUCAUCUGCCUGAGUAGCUCUUCUACCAUUACAUUCCCGACCUGAAAGGGCAAUGCAGAAUGUGUCCAUUAUAAAGGGGAGCGCAGUAGCAUUGCAGCACAGCGCUGGCGAUGCAUGUUCAAUUCUGCCAAUGUCUGUAAGGAGCAUGUACAUUCUCCCUGUGACUGCGUGGUGCUCCAGAUUCCUACUAUGUGCCAAAGAUGUACAGAUUUGUAAGGUAAUUGGGCAAUUGGGAUUAACUGCACCAUAUGGGCUGUUCUGUAUCUCCAAAUAAUUUUUUUUAAAAUCCUGAAUGAUUGGGAAUAUGUAAUGAAUAUGUUUUUUAAAGAAAGAAUGAAUCUUUCAGCCACAGUACAAUUUUCUGAUGGUUUCAUGAUGCUGUAAUGAACAAGGAAUCUCUCCUAAUACACCAUAAAUAAAAAUUUCCCAGUACGUCAGUCUUGGUUCUUCCAAUCCCUCAUUUUACCUAAGGAUAAUUAAUUAUUAAACACAUGAAUCCUCUAUUUUAUUCACAUAAGCUGUUUGGCAGUUAAAAAGCCUUCUUCAUUCCCUGACUUAACAGAAUCAAAUUCAGCUCUGUUCACACUUCAUUAUUGAAAACCCAAAAUCAUUCCUGUACCCUGAACACUCAUUGACAUAUUGAUAACAUUUUGAAAGGAAGAAAUCAAAACUUGCACAUCAUUCCAAAUCUGAGUUCUACACCUAUAGGAAUUUAGAAUAACUCUAGUCAUAUGCCACCAAAUAGUGUCUCCAUAUCUGCAUAAUUUUGUUAGUGAUAAUUUCAUAAGAAUUACAAAUUUUCUUAACGUUCAAAUUCUUUUCCCU
This is a messenger RNA of Hypanus sabinus (Atlantic stingray), 7775 nucleotides long. RefSeq names its product hydroxypyruvate isomerase (gene hyi). The coding region runs from base 5766 to 6647 and encodes 293 amino acids. Lineage: Eukaryota; Metazoa; Chordata; Chondrichthyes; Myliobatiformes; Dasyatidae. The transcript has 8 exons. Gene Ontology annotation, biological process: glyoxylate metabolic process. Gene Ontology annotation, molecular function: hydroxypyruvate isomerase activity. The record is from RefSeq and is a predicted model, not a curated record.